ACCCCACUCAACCCGACCACGAUGACCCAGCCUCAGCUUAAGCUCACCUACUUCGACGGCAAGGGCCGCGCCGAGCUCCCACGCUUGAUCUUCAACUAUGCUGGCAUCGCCUUCACAGACGACCGUAUCACGCACUCUGACUUCGCGGCGCUCAAGCCGACACUGCCGUUCGGCCAAGUGCCCGUCCUAGAGCUGGACGGCACGGUUUACGCCCAGAGCGGGGCUAUCGCUCGCUACGCUGCCAAGAUCGCUGGCUUGUAUCCGAGUGAUGCGACCGAGGCUCUGAAGGUUGACGUGUUCUCGUGCUCGCUGGAAGACCUCGAUGGCCCCAUCGUGGAUUUCAUGUUUAAGACGUCGGAUGAAACCGAGAAGGCCCAGAAGAAAAAAGUGUUUGUCGAAGAGAUGGUGCCCAAAUAUUUUGUUGCGCUCGAGAAGAUGGUGGCUGGUAAGUUCAUCCUUGGCGACAAGCUGUCGUUCGCCGAUUUGCAAUUCCUCGACUUCGUUGACAACAAACUUAAGUGGGCGUUCCCUGACUUCAAGGUGGACGGCUUCCCCAAGCUCACGGCGCUGCUGAGCAAUGUCAAGGCGGAGCCCAAGAUUGCCACCUACCUGUCGAAGCAGUAAGUUUCACCCCAUACUUUCCGAGCGUAGUGAAUUAAUGCAGACCCGGUAACUCUAAACAUGAUAAAAGUCCUUUCCGCUGCA
This is a messenger RNA of Phytophthora infestans T30-4, 705 nucleotides long. Its product is annotated as glutathione S-transferase, putative. Gene Ontology annotation, biological process: glutathione metabolic process. The record is from RefSeq and is a predicted model, not a curated record. Gene Ontology annotation, molecular function: glutathione transferase activity. The transcript has a single exon. Bases 22 to 624 code for a protein of 200 amino acids. NCBI's taxonomy places the organism in Eukaryota, Oomycota, Peronosporomycetes, Peronosporales, Peronosporaceae.